Rhagoletis pomonella (apple maggot) is the source of this 1455-nucleotide messenger RNA. RefSeq names its product heparan sulfate 2-O-sulfotransferase pipe-like. Lineage: Eukaryota; Metazoa; Arthropoda; Insecta; Diptera; Tephritidae. The transcript is spliced from 3 exons. Gene Ontology annotation, molecular function: sulfotransferase activity. The annotation marks the transcript as partial. The record is from RefSeq and is a predicted model, not a curated record. Gene Ontology annotation, cellular component: membrane.
UGGUACUUUGUUGAGCGCAAAGCUGCUUUCCCCGACUUGCCGCUGCCACAUCCGGCUUGGCUUAAGAAAGAUUUCGAGACUUGUGUGUUGUCGGGUGAUCAGGAGUGCACCUAUACGCAGGGUGUGACGGUUGAAGGCAUUGGUGAUCAUCGGCGGCAGAGUUUGUUCUUUUGUGGACACGCAUACGAAUGCACACCUUUUAAUACUAUUGGCGCUUUGGAACGCGCGAAAUUUGCUGUCGAAAGUCAAUAUGCCGUUGUUGGCGUUUUAGAAGAUAUGAAUACAACUCUGUCGGUUUUUGAGAAGUAUAUACCACGAUUCUUUGAAGGAGUACGAGAGAUAUACCAAACUAGCGCUGAGUACUUGACAAAGAUCAAUAAGAAUAACUUCAAGCCACCAGUGAGCGAAAAAGUGAAAGACAUUGUGCGACAUAAUUUUACAAACGAAAUCGAAUUCUAUCAAUUCUGUCUGCAACGAUUACACAAACAAUAUCUCGCUACACAUAUACCGCAAAAGAUUUUGGCGCCCUAGAACUUUGAAGAGAAGGAUACUUAAAUGGAUUGUUGUUAUUGCAUUGUUGUACAUUUUUACAUACAUAUAUUGUGCAUGGCUGUAUGUCAGAUUUCCAGUGGGAUUUCGCAACGACAUAAAGAACAAAUUUUGAUCAACUUGAUAUACAUAGCUGGAAUUAAUGUUUCUUAGUUUUUAUUAAAAUUUUUAUUUAUAGUACCAGUAUUAUAUUUAGUAAAUUUAGUUUACCAAUUGACAAAGAUAUGAACAUACAUAUGUAUGUAUGCAUGUGUUAAAAAAGGACUUGAAAAUUGAUGCGAAAUUUCUAGUCAAUAAGUCACAUCUGCACAUCUUCAUUUUAUGUAUGUAUGUAUGUAUAUGUGUGUAGGUAACCUUUGAAAAAUACUCGUUUGCGGUUUAGUUGUGCUUUCGAAAACUAUUUUGACAAUUUUAUACGAGAGUGAUUGAAUCACUGAUGACUAAACUCAGCAAAAAUGGGAUUUUUUUUUAAAUUGUUGUGACUAUGUGAAAAAUAUGUUAGAAUAGUUAAAUAAAAUACAUUCAUACCUUUAAAAUUUACGUAGUACUUAUGCAUUUUAAUACUCACGAAAAUUACAUAGUGCAACACUCAAAAAGUGAUGGGAAUGAGACCAAUUGCAUUCAUUGAAAGAGGUCGAAGUAUUAAUAUAUACCAAAGGAUAUGUAAAAGUUGGUUCCCAUUUCCUUUUUAUACCGAUUUUAACUUGUGAAUUUAAUGUUCAAAAAUAAACCAGUACAAUGAUUUUUUCGAUUCGCUCAGUAGGUUUUUGGUUAAUGUAUUUUGGUUAAUGUAUAUAAUCAUGAAGAAAAAACUUAUUUCCAUUAAUUGGAUGUGAGUCCUAUGAAUUGAUUUAUGCAAAAAAAAAAUCGACCAAAAAUUUUUUUUUGAGUUGAUCGCACUUUAGA